Messenger RNA from Megalopta genalis, 4324 nucleotides. RefSeq names its product apoptotic chromatin condensation inducer acinus (gene Acn). Gene Ontology annotation, cellular component: ASAP complex; precatalytic spliceosome. Lineage: Eukaryota; Metazoa; Arthropoda; Insecta; Hymenoptera; Halictidae. Gene Ontology annotation, molecular function: RNA binding. The record is from RefSeq and is a predicted model, not a curated record. Gene Ontology annotation, biological process: RNA splicing.
UUCAAACGAGUUCAUACCGAUGAACCGACAUGUACAUAUAAUUUAUCCCGGUUUUGCGAACCUAUCUGGUACGAUGUAAAACGUUCGUGUUCAAUGGAGUACGGUAGUCCGACCGAUUGUUAGAAGCGUCAUUGGGAACGUUUCGAUUGAAAUACUUAUAUUUAUAUGUCAAUAAAAUUAGCAGAACGCGCAACACGCCUGAGAAAUAUCUAGCUAAAGGAAAAAGAACGUUUAUUAAAAAUGAGGAGGAAAAGCGAAAGGAACAAAGCAAAAGGGACUCCGGAAAAGGAAGUGGGGAAACCAACUAGAAAAUCAACGCGUAGACGAGUGAAAAAAACACAUUCUAUGUCACCGGAGCCAGAAACUGUGGAGGAGACAGGGAAAAGCAUCGCUAGCAAAGAGACAGACAAGAAAUUAAUUGCAUUCACACUCCAAAGAAAACAGUUGGAAGAUAUGGUAGAAGACUGUAACGAAACAGUAACAUCCACGGAAACCGAUAUCAAGAUAAAAUCUGAAGAACAUGAAGAAGACAACGAUGGUGGAUCGGUUUGGAAAGUAGCAAGAGCAGACGCAUCGCCUGGCGAAAUACAGAAGCUGAAGUUAUGCAGACAACAUAAUAUGACAGAAUCAUCAUCCGAUAGUUCUUUGAGUAGGAAAAAAUCGAACAAGUGGCAAGAAAGUGGUGAGGGAGUUGCGGAGGAGGCUGACUCGGCAGAAGAGCAACUGGUUUCUUGUACAAGAAUGCUCAGUAGCACUGAACAGCCGAACGAUCCCUCCUCUUCAUACCCAGGUCAGGACUCCAACGAAGAGGUAAGUGAUAGCAAGGAGAUCCUGCCUGAAACCACUUCAGCCAACUUGUCUGACGAUAAACCAAACAUAGAUCAGCAAGGUGAAUCAAAAGAGGCAAAUAUCCCGAUCGAAAACGCUGAUAACGAACCGAUUAAGUCGGAUAGCACACCUGUUGUGUCGGCUCCUAGAUCAAACGGCGAUCGCUCAUCCGAGGAGACGAACGAUGCACCAAAGGAAGAAAAGUCCGUGGAAGAUACCAGCGAUAAGUCAGCAGAACCGUUCAACAAAGAAAUAACCGUCGAAAACGUUCAGAAAGAUACGAGCACCGAUGAGGAAGAAGACGAGAAAGAAAAACCUCGCGAAGUAGUAAAUUCUACGUCUGAAUCGAACGAUGAAGUUCAAAGUACCAGAAGUAACAGAACGAGCAGCAGAAUAUCCUGCGCCAGUCGUAGAAAGCAUCGAACUAAAUAUCGAGACUCGUCCAAUUCCGAUACACCAGACUCAGAGGAUGAACUUCCCAUUAAAAGGGACAUUGAAAUUGAUUCUUAUAUGCAAGAAGAGAAAUUAGCUGCAGAUGACUCGCAUAAACCGAAAGAUCGAUCGGUAUCACCAAAACCGAGGAAUAAUACUUUGCUAAACAAUGUGGAAGCAGAAGCUGAAAAUAUUGAGGAGAAUAAUCAGAAAUCAGAUAGUCUAAACGAGAAAUCAGAGUAUUCUGUGUCGGCAGUGGUCCAAUUAGCCACUUCUAAGCCUGUGAAAGUAAAUUUGAAGAGAUCAUUCUCUGCAAGAAUAUUGAUGGAGAAGAAUGAUGUGAAAAAAGAAGAUACCGAUGCGAGUGUAAACAACGAAACAGUUGUAUCAAAUAAGGAGAAUCUUGAUAAUGCCGAGGUAGAAUCAAAAUGCGUUCCGAGAAAACGACGAUGGGGCACUGCAUUGUCUACAGAUACCACGCCUUCGUUUUCAAUAUCUACUGAUUCGCUGAAGGCGUUGGUGCCAGGGGCAAGGCCGCUGUCAAUAAACGAAGUUCGUUUGUCCAAAGACGACGACGAAGACAGAGAUCGUUUCCGGGCCAAUGAAAAGUGGUACAAUACUAACGAAGGGGCGAACGAUAACAAGUCAGACAGUGAAAGUGUCACGCAAAAGAACGGUACCGCGAAAAAGGGAGAUGGGAAGGUCGACAAUCAUAUAGCAGUGCGCCGAAAAAUAUCAAUCGUAAAGGAAACGCCGCACAUAAAAUCACCCAGUCCACCGGCCACGAAGCCCACUAAUAUACUGUUGAUCAAAAAUUUGGUUCGUCCUUUCACUCUGAAUCAAAUCAAGGAACUUCUUUCGCGUACCGGCACGAUCGUUGAAAAUGGUUUUUGGAUGGACAGAAUUAAAUCCAAAUGUUUUGUAGAGUAUGCAAACGAAGAUCAGGCGUUCGAAACACGGCAAGCUUUACACGGUGUAUCUUGGCCAGUUUCGAACCCGAAGAGGCUUCACGUUGAGUAUGCAACCAAAGAUGACAUGGAAUUGGCGCGGGAAUUGUCCAAAGAUCAAUCUAUUCCAAGGAAAACUGAGACACUUGUACCGGAUUCGUGGCAACAAGAUUGGAAUCGAGAGGAAAAAGCUAACACAAAGGUGAUGGUAGUCCGAGAAUGGGAUCUAGGCAAAGAAGAUGGGCAGCACAUGAAAGAGAAGGAGCGCGAAAAGAAGGAUCAUGAUAAAAAGAGGAGACAAAGGAGUCGGAGUCCCGCGGUGGAAGCGCAUCUUCCAGCUCCGGCACGUAAAUUCAAAAAGAAAGAAGAUGAACCACCGCCAGCUAAGCUUUUAGACGAUCUCUUUAGGAAGACGAAAGCUACUCCUUGCAUAUACUGGUUACCACUUACAAACGAGCAGAUCGUCGUGAAAGAGGAAAUGAGAAGGCAACACAUGGCAGAACACGCACGUAGAUUAGAAGAGAUGAGACGCGCGGAAAGAAAUAACAGGGACGGCCGCCGUCGUCGCAGCCCAAGAAAAUAGUUCUUUGAUCGUCCAAUUUCGAUAAACGUACCUUUCCUUCUCUAAUGCAAACACUCCGAUUUUCAUCAGUUCCCCGUUUUUUUAAAACGAUCUCUAAUCGUGGAAAGCAAGAGAUCAUUUCUCUUUCUUUUCAUAGACUAUGAACACUGGUAUCCUUAUUGGUUAUUGGUUGCAUCAAUUAGCGUUUUUAAUAUGUUGCGUUGGCGAUUGUUAAAUCUUUUUCUUUAUUUUUUUUUUGUUCAAGAAAUUUGAUAGAGUCUGGUUUAUGCUGUCAAAUGUCCUUUAUUUCUUUUUUAUUUCAAGCCCUUAGACAUUCUAUUCUCUCUUUUUUCUUAUCUUAUAAUUCUACUAGUUUCGUUGUAUGAAAAACCAUACAGAAUCCACUGCAUGAUCCAGACGUGUUCCGCUUCCGGAUUCCAGCUUUCCUGAAUUUCAGCAUUAAACUGUACUUCUUACAGGUCAACAUUAACUAUUCAACAGAGUGGCGUAAUUAUAGAAUGAACACACGAUAGUGUUUACAUCGUCUAGGAGACACGCAUCAUAGCGCGGAGACCCUGGGAAUCGAAGAAUAAGUGAAAGCACACGAAACGAAACUGUCCGUAGAGAAAUACUACGAAGCGAAUAUACAAUAUUCGUGGUCAUUGAAAAUACUGUCUCAAAAAAGAAAAAGGUAUUAAAUAAAACAGAAAAAAACAUCGAAGAUAGGCUGGUUGUUGGAACCAACGACGAAAGCCGUCCGAGAUGACGAGAAUGUGGUUUAUCGUUUGACACGAAGAAAUCAACCUAAGUAACCACAAGAGAAUUUUGUUCUCUAAUCCUGGAUUAUUCGUUUCUGUCAUCUGCUUGUAGCGUAGCCCGACUUCCUUGAGUUUGACAUGUACUGCCGAAUUUGGCAGUAAAAUGUAAAGUUCUGAUGUUUCUCGGUGAAAUCGCACAACCGAAAACACGUUUGUACAUAAAGUAUAAUUCGAUAUUCCAUAAUGUGACAUGUAAAAUUAUCAAUAAAUGUAAAACACUUUAGGAUAUAUGCAAAACUAUAUAUUUGCCGCUUACUUUUUACGAUAUCACGUUUGGAAAAUUUGUUACUUCAUCCUUGAAUAUGACGAAAAAAAUAUAUAUACAUGCUUUAUACGGAACAACGACAACUGAUUCGUUACGUUCAUCUUAUCGUUGUAUGUGAUCCAGGACACACUAUUGCAUAAAUGUAACUCGCAGGCACUGUCAACCAAGAAAAUGCGCGACUGACAAGUUGGAACCAAGUUUGUUGGCAAGGUCACAAGUGAAGAGAAUGUGGAUGUAAACUUACUCGAUCUUUAUUUAUAUUAACAUUAUUAAUGCUAACGUUGUAAUUGCUUUAAUUUACAAAAUUCACGAAUUACAAGAUGUGUGCAUGUCAGCUAUUAAUUAAAAAAUAUUUCAGUCACAACUACUAUUGGUAGAAAAAGAACCAAAAUUUUCAAGUUCGCCAUUGGAAUUAAUGAUCAGUUUGUACACUAUGUAUCUUUCUGCUAUUAAACUAAAAUUCCCGACGUUA